Molecule: messenger RNA, 225 nt
Organism: Entrophospora sp. SA101
Lineage: Eukaryota; Fungi; Glomeromycota; Glomeromycetes; Entrophosporales; Entrophosporaceae
Source: the annotation of a GenBank genome assembly
AUGGUACUGCAACUUACAUUAAACCACAUAAUAGACAGAUAUGCAUCAGAUCACUUGAACUAUGAUGAUCCAAUAGUUUUUUCAAUUGUUGACACAUCAAAUCCUUACCCAUGGCUUAGAAAUAAUUCUUCAAAUGAUGAAUGGAAAGAAAUUUCGGAUAAGUCAAAUUCAAAAAGAAAUGAUGUUAAUGGUGUUGAAGUAUUAACCUGGGCUCGGCUCGUGUAG